AACAAAGUCUGUUAUUCAGACACUUCUCAAAAAUCUUCCCAAAUACAUUGAUAACUGAAAUAGGUCUAUAAUUGAACAUAUUGUCUUUACUUCCAGAUUUAAAUAUUGGUGUCACUAUGUUUUCUUUAAAUUGGCGAGGAAUUACUGAGGUUUUGAAAUACAGGUUGAUAAUAUUGCAAACUAUUUGCUGUAACUCUAUGUUAUCCACUGGAGUUAGAAACAUAGAGUGUGCAAUGUUGACGACAUGAAGAUCUGAUGUAUCAACAAUUGAGUUUUGAUCAAUCUGACUUUUUAUUUGCUCACCUAUAUCGACAAAAUAUUUAUUCAAAACACAGGCUAUAUCAGUGGGAGCAUCCAGCUGCUGAUUAUUGUGAUUUUUUAAUUUUGUCAUCAUUGGUUACCUCAUUAAUAACAUCCCAGCUUUUCCUAUAGUUAUUACCAGCUAAAAUGAGUUUUUGUGUAUAAUAUUGAUUUUUAGAGAUCUUAAU
Messenger RNA from Acanthoscelides obtectus, 488 nucleotides. Lineage: Eukaryota; Metazoa; Arthropoda; Insecta; Coleoptera; Chrysomelidae. The record is from the annotation of a GenBank genome assembly.